CAGCAGGUCGGGCCGGACGGCAAGCCCGUUCCGAAGAAGAAGAAGGCGGGCAGGGCGUGCGCGGCGUGCCAGAAGGCGCACUUGACCUGCGACGACGCUCGACCUUGCGCUCGGUGCAUCAAGAAGGGCUGCCCUGAAGAGUGCGUCGACGGCGCUCGCAAAAAGGCCAAGUACCUGCAGGAGAUCCCCGACGAGCGUGCGUCUCCCUUUCCCCCACCCUCGACUUUCUCCCACCCCCCUCAGCAGCAGCAGCAGCCGGCGCCCGCCGUCGCCGACGCGACCCAGUUCGGCAGCGAGGCGGCCGGGUACGAGUACGCCAUCCUCAACGCCAUGCUCAACGGCAACGGCUUCGCCCUCGACACGCACACGACGCCGGCGCUGUCUGGUCGCCAGCCCGACCCGAUGCUGCUCGACGGCGGCGACAACGCGCAGCAGCAGCGGCAGCAGCAGCAGCAGGCGCCGCAGCAGGGCCCGUCUCGUGCCGCAUUCAGCUCGAGCCCGCAACCGGGCGGGCUCCUGACGGCCGAGGAGGCGUACCGCAGCGUCACCAAGCCGUACCCGUACGCGCAAAGCUACCACUUCCUCGUCAAGCACCUCAAGGAGCGGUUCGAGAAGAACGACAUCUUGCGCAUCAUCCGCGCGCUCGCCACCUUCCGGCCAAGCCUGAUCGCGCUCCAGAUGCCGCUCACCGAGGAGGACGAGACGUUCGUCGAGCGCACCUUCCAGCGCACGCUCGUCGAGCUCAACAAGCUCAUCUCGUUCUCGGGCACGCCGACCGUCGUGUGGCGCCGCACGGGCGAGAUCUGCCUCGUCGGGACAGAGUUCUGCCUCUUGACCGGGUGGAAGCGCGAGGACCUUGUCGGCAAGAAGUACAUCUUCGAGCUGUUCGACACGGCGUCCGUCGUCGAGUACUACGAGUCGUUCGCCAAGCACGCGUUCGAGUCGACGGCGACCUCGAUCACGAUGCAGUGCGUCGUCCUCGCGCCCGACGGCCGCCCGGUCCCGUGCGCGUUCUGCUUCUCGGUCCGCAGGGACCUCUUCUCGUGCCCUUUCCUCGUCAUCGGGUCGUUCCUCCCCGUCCUUGUCUGA
Molecule: messenger RNA, 1089 nt
Organism: Rhodotorula graminis WP1
Lineage: Eukaryota; Fungi; Basidiomycota; Microbotryomycetes; Sporidiobolales; Sporidiobolaceae
Exons: 9
Biological process (GO): regulation of DNA-templated transcription; cellular response to starvation
Cellular component (GO): nucleus
Molecular function (GO): RNA polymerase II transcription regulatory region sequence-specific DNA binding; zinc ion binding; DNA-binding transcription factor activity, RNA polymerase II-specific
Source: RefSeq, a predicted model, not a curated record